UUUGCUUCUUCCUCUAAGAACACCACAAACUCAUGCAAGAAAUAAUAUGAAUUGACAUUUGCUUAGACAAUUGGUAUGAGUAUAUUGAAUUUGAUAAAGCAAUGCAAAUCAAUAAAAAAACUACACCAGAUUCAUGCUCAUACAAUCACCACAGGUCUCUUACCACAUCACACACUCUCCAUAUUAAACAGCAUUCUCUCCACUUUGACUUCCUUAUUACUCCCAAACAACAACAUUAGCACUUGUUCCAAUUCAUCUCUAACAACCUAUGCACUCACUCUUUUCAAUUCAAUUCCAAACCCAACAACUUUCACUUACAACACUCUCAUCAGAAUCCACACUCUCCUCUCUUCCCCUCUCACUGCCUUUCAUCUCUUUCUCUCUCUUCGCCGUCUCUCUCUCCCCCUUGACUUCCACACCUUCCCUUAUAUCCUCAAAGCUUGUUCACAACUCCAUUCCUUCUCUCUUGCUCAGUCUAUUCACUCCCAAGCUUACAAAUUCGGUUUCCUUGUCGAUUCCUUCGUACUCAAUUCCCUCAUUCGAGUUUACUCUGUUCACGACCGUGUAAAUGAUGCCCACAAGCUCUUUUGUCAAUGUUCUUAUAGAGAUGUUGUUUCCUACAAUGUUAUGGUUGAUGGGUUUGUUAAAAGUUUCCAGCUUGAUCGUGCACGUAAACUGUUCGAUGAAAUGCCUCAAAGGAAUGAAAUUUCUUGGGGCACCAUGAUAGCGGGUUAUAGCCAUGCGAAAUUGUGCGCUGAAGCUAUUCAACUUUUUAAUGAGAUGAUUAGCUUGAAGUUUGUGCCGGAUAAUAUAGCAUUGGUGUCAGUUCUAUCUGCUUGUGCUCAAUUGGGGGAAUUUGAACAGGGUAGGAUUGUUCAUGAUUACAUUAUAAGGAAUGGGAUUAUAGUUGAUUCAUAUCUGGCAACUGGGUUAGUGGACUUCUAUGCAAAAUGUGGAUAUGUUGAGAUUGCUAUGGAUAUAUUUGAGUCAUGCAGAUAUAAAGAUGUGUUUACUUGGAAUGCCAUGCUUGUUGGUCUUGCUAUUCAUGGGCAAGGUUUAAUUUUGUUGGACUACUUUUCUAGAAUGGUUGGUGAAGGGAUUCAACCUGAUGGAAUUAGCUUCUUGGGUGUGUUGAUUGGGUGUAGCCAUGCUGGUUUGGUUGGUGAAGCUCGAAAGAUUUUCAAUGAGAUGGAAAGUGUGUAUAGUGUUGCUAGAGAGCCUAAGCAUUAUGGGUGCAUGGCUGAUAUGCUGGCUAGGGCUGGGUUGAUUGAAGAAUCAGUGGAGAUGAUAAAAGGGAUGCCAAGUGGGGGUGAUGUGUUUGCAUGGGGUGGGUUGUUAGGUGGAUGUAGGAUACAUGGGAAUGUUGAGAUUGCAAAACAAGCAGCUCAACAAGUAAUGGAGAUAAAGCCUGAAGAUGGUGGGGUUUAUUCUGUCAUGGCUAAUAUUUAUGCUAAUACAGAGCAAUGGGAUGAUUUGGUUAAGAUUAGGAGAUCGUUGGGAGCUAACAGGAGAGCUAAGAAAAUUACUGGCUCUAGUUUGAUUAGACUCAAUGGGCAUUAACAAGAUGCCAAGAUGAUCAUUUCCUUCAGCACUUUUGGUGAUUAUUUAGAUUUAUUUAUGAUUUAAUAUUAAAAACUAGUAAAGUGAUUGAAAUUUAAGAAUUACCCAUUAUAUUUAUUUAUUGUACUGGUGUUCAUAGCUCCCUUAUGGCACAAACACUAUAUGCAUUUUUGGAUUAACAAUGAGUUAAUCCUGAACCAUAAAAAUGGAUUGAUAAUGAAUUUGACAUAUGGAUUGAUAAUGAAUUUGACAUAUGGAUUGAUAAUGAAUUUGACAUUAUGUUAUUGUCAUUUUUCGUAAAA
Cicer arietinum (chickpea) is the source of this 1862-nucleotide messenger RNA. Its product is annotated as pentatricopeptide repeat-containing protein At5g61800. Gene Ontology annotation, biological process: RNA modification. The record is from RefSeq and is a predicted model, not a curated record. Gene Ontology annotation, molecular function: protein binding; RNA binding. NCBI's taxonomy places the organism in Eukaryota, Viridiplantae, Streptophyta, Magnoliopsida, Fabales, Fabaceae.